AUGCCCGCCGCUAUCGUCAAACGAGGCGCCAACCUCCCGACUACCUUGGAGGCUUGCCAUCAGCGCAUCGCUCAGCUCGAGGAGACCAAUUAUAUUCAGUUCGUCACGCUUGAAAACACGCACGGCGACCUCGAAGAGGCUCGUCACUCGAUCCACCUAUGCCGGCGCCGCUAUCAGUACAAUACCCAGCACCAAGAUAUUCAGUGCUGCGAGGAGGGACACGACUCAAAUAGCGGCCCCGCAGGAACUCAGGAGGGAAGAGGUUUCGUGAGCCCGACGGGGGAUUCAACAAGCCCGAGCACCGCUACCACCGAGGGCGCAAAGACCAUGCCCUCUGCGCCGCCGGCCUCAACCGCUGACCAGCCAGCUAUAGCGGCUGCAGUGAGUGACCAGGCCGUCACGAUCAUGCCGAGCUCAUUCUACGAGGCCCCUACCACUGCCGCCUUUGUCGAGCCCGUCAAAAAACGGCCGGAGAUGGCGCCCCAAGGGUUCCAGAAGGGCCAGACCGACACCAUUGCAUCGCGCGCACGUUGGUGGCAUUAUUUGCAGCGUGCCGGAGGGAAGCUCGAGGACACGGACGUGUUCAUUAAUGCGACCUUGCACAUCAUUGCGUCGGGACGGUACAAGGCCGCCAUCAAUGAGGGCAAGGUCGAGAAGGCCCCGGCUAGAUCAUCGCCCGACUUCGAGGGCAACCCCACCGACGAGGAGCAAAUCAUCAAGUACCUCGCCGGCUGUGGCAUAUGGACCCAAGGGAGACACUACGAGGCUGCCAUUGAGCUCGCGGAGUUGCGUGGAGUCAAGGGUGCACCGACACCGGACCCUUUUGCCGACUAG
This is a messenger RNA of Gloeophyllum trabeum ATCC 11539, 834 nucleotides long. RefSeq lists its product as uncharacterized. The record is from RefSeq and is a predicted model, not a curated record. Lineage: Eukaryota; Fungi; Basidiomycota; Agaricomycetes; Gloeophyllales; Gloeophyllaceae. The transcript has a single exon. The coding region runs from base 1 to 834 and encodes 277 amino acids.